AUGGUUAGGUGCUCAGGUUUUACUGUAGAUAAACUAAAUAAUCAUUUUAAGCAAAGUAUAAGGUCUAAGGCUGAGGAAAUGACAGAUAAACCAGGAUAUACUAAGAACAUAGUGUCAUUAAAGAAGUCUAAUAUAAAAUCUGAAAGUAUUCCAAAAGGUAAACAAUGUAAAAUGGCCAAGCGAGAAUCUCUUAAUGCGUUGAAAAAGAUGAGGAAGGUCACAAAGGAUGCAUACUCAAAUGAACAAAAAUUUAAAAAAACUAGUACUAAAGCUGUAAAAAAGAAUAUUCAGAAAGUUGAUAUUUUAAAAAGUAGGAGAUCUAUAAUUAAUAGUAAAGCUAUUGUCAAUAACUCUAGAAAUAAUAAAGUAAGCAAAGGAAGAGUCUCAAAAAAGCAGAUACCAAUGAAUCAACCAAAGAAAGAAGAUACACCGAAGAAUACUUCCAUAGUAAAAGAUUUUGAGAAUAUAUCUGCAGAUAAGGAACAAACUAUGAACAUAUUGAAUAAGGCAAGAAAGGAAUAUCUAUCACAGGCUAGUUGUCAAGAGUCUAAUAUGAAUAAAACUGAUAUGAAGAACUCUCACAUAAUUAGAAAUGAGAUAAAAGGAACUCCUACCCGUCAAAUAUCAAAUGAAGAAUCUAGAGGAUCUGAAUUAUCUUAUAUGAGUGAUACUACAUUGAAUAUAAUUAAAACUCCAGUUGUUUAUGUAUCUUCCGCUCUACGUAGGGUUGCAGGGAUAUUUAAGAAUUAA
Cryptosporidium muris RN66 is the source of this 750-nucleotide messenger RNA. RefSeq lists its product as uncharacterized. The coding region runs from base 1 to 750 and encodes 249 amino acids. Lineage: Eukaryota; Apicomplexa; Conoidasida; Eucoccidiorida; Cryptosporidiidae. The transcript is spliced from 2 exons. The record is from RefSeq and is a predicted model, not a curated record.